CAGCUAUCAGCUGGCAAAGCCAAAGUGAAAUCAUCCAUUGCUGGGUAAACAUACGAUCUUUGGAAGUGCGCGUGGCCAAUCAGUCUCGCUCCGUAAACAGUGUGAAAUACAAACAUUAGUCAUGGCAUCAAGUAGGAACCUGUCCCUAUUAGGGGCAGUGCUGGUUUUCGCGUUUCUGGCCCAAUCCGCCUUGGGAAACAACGAAGGCAACGACGAUCGUCCUGCUGUUGAAAAUGAGACAAUUCCAGAACAUCCAGUGAAUGAAAUCAUCCCGGAACCAAUCAUCAUCAAACCACCAGGAAGUGUAGAAGAACUACGACCUAAUUUAGUUGGAUUAGCCAAUAUGGCCAUAGUUCAUUUGCCACAAAGCUUAACCUUUCAAUAUGUUAUACGAGCGACCCGUGAAAUAGUCGAUGGAGUUCUUUAUGAAUUAUUGGUCAAUGCGAAGGAUAUAAACAAAAAUGAAGUUAUUUGUUGGUUUGUAAUUAUCGAGAAGCCAUGGAUAACAACAGAAUAUGGUGAUAAGUAUCGCAGGUUGAGAACUACGAAUUGUACAGCCGAUGAAAAUGACAAAUUCGAUCCUAGUAAAUAUGAAGGAAAUACUGUCUUCAAUAGUUCCAAUACAGAAGUAACUCAAGGCGAUUUAUCUGAUUUAGAAAAACAAAUAAUGGCAAAGAAAAAGCAAAAACCCAUCACUGAAACUGAGGAGUCUACAAAUGCAGCGGCUGAUAAAGAAACUUCAGAUGUUGCUACCGGAGUUAUUCUAGGAAUAGAAUCUCAAAUUGUACCGGAAAAAACAACCACAGUUGCUCCUUCCUUGAGUGGCGAUAGUUUAGCGUUACUGGGUAGCCUAUUUGGAAUGGAUUCCACAGUACCAGAAAAGUCUUCUAAUGUUGGGGGUGACAAUGCUCAAAAUGAAGGAUCAUUGCCUUGCUCAAGUGCACAGACUCCUCCCCCCGGAACAAUUAAUGCUGAUAAUGCUCCUGGUGAAAACAUGCGACCUGAAAAUCCACAGCUAAAUCCUGCGGAAUCGAAUUUACCCCAAACAGAAUCGGAUGGGCGACAAAUGAGUGAAGAUAGUAAAGCGAUUUUAGAUAGCAUUUUUAGACAACCAGUUGUCGAACCCGAACACAUCGUUGUUCGGGUGACCCCUGCAACAGAUACAGUUGCAGCUGAUUCUGAUAUCAGAAAGCCCAUAAAUGGCGGUUCUGAUGAUGCAGUUGUAAGUAUGACUCCCGCAACCGAUGGAGUUCUAGUCGAUUCUGAUAGGCAAAAGCCAGUCAAUGAAGGUUUUGAUGUGAAUGCUGCCAGUUCACCUCCAAUUGAUCGCAAUGUUCAAAAGCAAGUAGAAUUGAACCAAGGAAACUCACGAACCGGUGCAGAUGAAUCUGUAUCAACGAUUUCUAAUAAUGCCGAGGGACAAGUACAGGCAGAAAAUGUCGAAAAUAUGAACUUGAAAGAGUCACUACCUCAAACAAACGAAGGGCAAUCAUUGACUCCAAACGACUCUAAUAAUCAAGAGCAAAGCAAAGAUGCAGGAAAUCCCAUGCCAUGCCAAGACGCCUUGCUGCAGAAGCCUUUACCUGCCGAUGGUCAAAAUAUUCCAGUUGUUACCGAUUCCUCAAAAUGCGGCUUAAACGUCCCACAAGGUGGUGUAGGAUUCGCUGGAGGCCCAAGACCAGUUUCCAGCGAUGAAUACUCUGAGCUUCAAAGUAAAGUCAACCGUCAGCUAGUAAAAUACAAAGGACAACUCCAAGCCGGAAAUACAGUCAAGGGAAUAAACAAAAUUUAUUGUGCAACGACUCAAGUAGUGGCGGGUACAUUGGAAAAAAUCGACGGGCAGUUCCGCACAGAGGACGGUAGUUUGGUAGAUUGCGUAUUGAGUAUUUGGACUCGUUCUUGGUUACCAGAUCCUGUUCAAAUUGAAAUCGAUUGUAAGAGUGAAAACACCAGAAAUCGUCGCUCAGCUGAAGAUUCGAUAUUGUUUGAACAAGUUAACGAUCUUCUUCCCAAGGAGGCUAUUGAAAAGGCUAAGGGUCAACCGUUGUAUAAAAAGGCGAUUGAAAUCUACUUAGGCAUCACAAACACGCAUUCGAAUAAUACCAAAUACAUCAUUAAUGGAAGAUUUGUAUUACCGGACGAGACAGAAGACACUUGUACAAUGGUUUUUAUUCAACAAUCGAAUCGUUUGAACACUUUGAACUGGAGAUGUGAUAACAAUCCAAUUGAUUUCUUCUACUCCUUCUAUCCUUCCGUUCUGUCAAUCCCGCAUAGCAAAAGGACAAAAGAGCAAAGACUGUUUGCUAAAUUUAUACAAAAUUUCCAACGUUCCUAUGCACACACUUUCGAAGAAGAGGAACGAUUCAAGAUAUUCACAACGAAUUUACAGAAAAUUAAGAUGCUCAAUGAAGUGGAAGAAGGUACCGCAAAAUAUGGAAUUACUGAUUUUGCCGAUAUGAGACCAGAAGAAUAUGCUAAGAGGACAGGAUUGCGUUAUGAUGAAUAUAUUUCGGAUAGUAAUCAUAUACAAAAUCCAUUAGCAGAAAUUCCAGAUGUGGAGUUGCCUCGUAGUUUUGAUUGGAGGGAAAAAGGUGCCAUAACACAAGUAAAAGAUCAAGGAGCAUGCGGAUCUUGUUGGGCGUUCAGUGUAAUCGGCAACAUAGAGGGCAUUCAUGCUGUGAAUACAGGAAAAUUAGAAGAGUAUUCUGAGCAAGAGUUGGUGGACUGUGAUACAAUUGAUAACGGCUGUGCCGGUGGAUUACCAGACAAUGCAUACAAAGCAAUUGAAGAAAUUGGCGGUUUGGAGUUGGAAAACGAGUAUCCUUACAAAGCGAAGAAAUCCAAGUGUUCCUUCAACAAAACCAUGUCACAUGUUAAAGUUAAGGGUGCCGUUGAUCUUCCCAAAAAUGAAACUGCUAUGGCAUUGUGGUUGGUGAACAACGGGCCGAUUUCAAUUGGGAUCAACGCGAACGCUAUGCAAUUCUAUCGCGGAGGAAUUUCACAUCCUUGGAAGCUUUUAUGCCGAGCUGGUGGUAUCGAUCACGGUGUGCUGAUUGUUGGUUAUGGUGUCGCAGAAUAUCCACUUUUCAAUAAAACACUUCCCUAUUGGAUUGUGAAGAAUUCUUGGGGUAAGCGUUGGGGCGAGCAAGGCUAUUAUCGUGUCUUCAGAGGUGACAACACAUGCGGUGUUAGCGAAAUGGCAAGUUCUGCAGUACUAUCAGGCUAAUGAGUGCCGUAUAAGGUAUCCUCCCAAAGAUUAAGUAGUUUUUCGAGAAAAAUACAAAUAUAUUUUUGUAAGCGGUCGGGGUUUUAUGGUAUACUAUCUAUUGUAAGAAUCUAUGAAUAAAGUUGGAGAAAUGGUAUCAUAUUGA
This is a messenger RNA of Hermetia illucens (black soldier fly), 3371 nucleotides long. RefSeq names its product putative cysteine proteinase CG12163. Lineage: Eukaryota; Metazoa; Arthropoda; Insecta; Diptera; Stratiomyidae. The record is from RefSeq and is a predicted model, not a curated record. Gene Ontology annotation, molecular function: cysteine-type endopeptidase activity. Gene Ontology annotation, cellular component: lysosome. The coding region runs from base 122 to 3226 and encodes 1034 amino acids. The transcript has 8 exons.